This is a messenger RNA of Amorphotheca resinae ATCC 22711, 4210 nucleotides long. RefSeq lists its product as hypothetical. Lineage: Eukaryota; Fungi; Ascomycota; Leotiomycetes; Helotiales; Amorphothecaceae. The record is from RefSeq and is a predicted model, not a curated record. Bases 121 to 3810 code for a protein of 1229 amino acids. Gene Ontology annotation, molecular function: RNA-directed RNA polymerase activity. Gene Ontology annotation, cellular component: nuclear RNA-directed RNA polymerase complex. Gene Ontology annotation, biological process: siRNA processing. The transcript is spliced from 4 exons.
CGUCUCCCGUUCCCUUUCUAUUCAUAGAUCCCGAUACCCCUGUGAAGAGAAGAUAUCACGAGCACGACUCCCGCAGCCUUCUCUUCUCCGACUCUUUAGCACAGUGACCUAUGUAUUGCCAUGGAAGUCCACGUCCGAAAUGUGCCGGAACAAGGGACUGAGAAGGGACUGAGGAACUUUUUGAAGCCCCAUUUGGCAAAGCUUUCGAUCCGGAACGUCCAUUGCCAAAAGCAACGAGGAAAGCGAUUCGCAUCGUUGACCUUCCUUAAUAUCGAGGAUGGAGAACGAUUCUUAGCCCACCAUGGUCAGAUUAAGAGGCCUCCAUAUCAAGGCAAGAACUUCUCCGCCCGUGCCGCUCUCUCCACCGUCACCAACAUCCCCAACAACCGCACUCGCGUGAGCACGGCGAGCAAUUCUACCUCUGCGGUCAAUCUCGUAUUUCUAAACCAAACCAUCUACUGCGAGAAGAGCAAUCGAGAAGCCAACAAAUACCUGCUUCGAGUGCUUGAGAAGGAGGAGAGAGACCGACAGCAAGUCAGAGUCACAGAUGUUCCUGCUACUCCGCAUGACCCCCAGCCCCGAAUCACUAAAUUUGUACCAAUCACUUUCCAUUGCUCCUCUGCCUCCUGUGGCGUUUGGACCUAUGCAAAGGCAGACCUUGUCUACGCACCGCAAGUGAGAUGGCCGGCGGUAAAUGGAGUUGUUAAAUUUGGAGAGAGAACCUUGAUUCUAACGUUUCGAUCCGGUCAACGCAUUGAGUUUCAUUACUCUGGCAUUUCAAAUAUUACAAUGGAGACUGGAUCUGUCUCUUCGUUUAUCAUUUCUAUGAUUCAGCCUCCACAAUUCUUUGAAUCAAUCACUGAUCCACUUACGCAACUGAUGGAACAACUUAACCUUCAACCACCAAACUUACCCCAGAAGAGGAACGGUCCGGACAGACACAGGCUUUCUUCCCUAGGCGGAGAACAUGAACCAAUUUCGGGAAUCUGCUACGUUUACCGGAUUGUACUAGCAGAAACGGACAGUUAUGAACUGGAAGAUCGUAUGCAUAAUCUACGAAAGGCGCAUGGACUGCCCUUUAUUAUACACCGACGUACAGAAAUCUUUUACCAGUUAGAACCUCUUGCAACUGGAUUUGCGAAACUCCAAGACACUCUUUCCAGUUUGAAGAUUGGAUUUCCAUUCGAGCUGAAGUUUCAAAUUCAGAAGUUGGUACAGAAUAACUACCUCCUUCCAUCGGUUGUGAUAGGCUUGUUGCCCGAGAUCACUAGGAUGACAGAGCGGUCACCCAUCUCUGUGUGCAUUAGUGCCAUCAGGAAAUUGUUUAUGCAAAUUCCUUUCCCUGGAACCGAUAUUGAAGCAGAACAAUUUCAACUCGAGUCAAUUGUCGAUCUUCUCCGAGACAACGAGAACUACUAUAAUACGGAAGGAGUUUCUCUAGACGAAAUUGGAACCAAAGAAAGGUCAGAAAAUGUUGCAAUCAUUCAUAGGGUUAAAAUCACUCCAUCGGGUACUUUAUUGUACGGACCAGAGCCUGAAAACAAUAACCGUGUUCUUCGAAAGUAUCCUCACCAUCAUGAUUACUUUCUUCGAGUUCAAUUCUGCGAUGAGGAUGGGCAAUCUGUUCGAUUCAGCUCCCGUGUUUCGCUUGAUAGAAUUUUCAAUGGUCGAUUCAAGAAGGUACUCAGGGAUGGUAUCAAGAUUGCAGAUAGAAUUUAUACUUUCCUUGGAUUCUCUCAUUCUUCACUCAGAGCCCAGACAUGUUGGUUCAUGGCGCCCUUUUUCUACGAAAACAGCCUUAUGAUUGGUCAAAUGCUCAUCCACGACCUUGGAGACUUCUCUACCAUCCGCUCUCCCGCCAAGUGCGCUGCCAGAAUUGGACAAACAUUCUCGGACACGCCAAUAGCAGUGCCAAUCGAUCCAAAAGUGGUUGUGGAGGUGAACGACGUAGAAAAAAAUGGCAGAGUCUUUAGUGACGGUGUAGGAACGAUGUCUACGUCUGUCAUGCAGGCUAUCUGGAGCAAGCUGUCUAAGGGGGGUGGGAAGCCUACCUGCUUUCAAAUCAGAUAUGCGGGAGCCAAGGGUAUGAUAUCCUUGGAUAGCCGGCUCCAAAGCGACGCUCUCGUACUUCGCCCUUCAAUGAUCAAAUUCGAUGGCUCGAACAAGACCGAUAUCGAGAUUUGCGAAGGAGCAUGGAAACCACUUCCAUUGUAUCUCAAUAGGCAGUUUAUAAAAAUAUUGGAGGAUAUGGGUACAGAGGAUAGUUUUUUCCUCGACCUCCAGGCCAGAGAAGUUGAAAGACUGCGACUGGUUACUGAAAGCCCCUUCAAUGCGUCCACGUUCUUGAAACGACAAUCGGUCGGAGAAGUAAUUCAUCUUCCUUGGCUUAUCAACAAGCUUUCCUCCCUUAAUCUCAAUUUUCGACUCGAUGGUUUCCUUCGUGACGUCCUGGAGAUGGCCUUGCUUGUAGAGCUCCGUCUUCUCAAACACAAAACGAGAAUUCCCGUUCCUGAGGGUUGGCAUCUUCAUGGUAUAAUGGAUGAAACUGGGUUCCUUGAAGAAGGACAAAUAAUUUGUAUAAUCAAAGAUGAGUCAGGGGCAAAGAAGGUAUUCGCUGGCAAGGACUUUAUAAUUUCCAGAGCCCCCGCCCUUCAUCCUGGGGAUGUUCAAGUGGUAGACGCGGUUAUACCUCCAAAAGGAUCACCCCUCAGAAAUCUCCACAACUGCAUAAUCUUCAGCCAAAAGGGUUAUCGAGACCUACCCAGUCAAUUGAGCGGUGGUGACCUCGAUGGUGACCGUUACUACCUCAUAUGGGAUAAAAAGGCCAGGCCGAAACGAGUCUUCAGCCCUGCUGAUUAUCCUAGAUUAGAUCCUAUUGACAUAGGACGCCCGAUAACCACAGAGGACAUGACAGAUUUCUUCAUCCAAUUCAUGGAGACCGAUCAGCUUGGACGAAUUGCCGUCCUUCAUCGAAUUCUGGCUGAUCAGAAGGAACUCGGUACAUUGGACCCAGAUUGUAUCACGCUUGCAGAAAUGCACUCCACAGCCGUUGAUUUCUCUAAGACUGGAAUACCGGUUGAUAUGUCCAAACUCCCCAAAUACGUCCGUUGGCGUCCUGAUUUCGAAGCUCCCGGCCCCCACGUAACGAUUGAGAAGAAGGAAGGUAUUUCAAUGGAACGGACGCUACCCCGGGACCCGGAUGACGACGACGAUGACGAGGACUUCCAGCGCUAUCGGUAUUACGAGAGCGAUAAUAUCCUAGGCAAGCUAUACCGAGCAAUCGAUGAGCGCGAGAUCUUCGCCGAGAUCCAGGAACGCUCCCGCGCCGACGGCAGGAGCCAGAACUCAACCGUCAUGUACGCAGUAUGGGAACACGUCCAGCGCCGCUGCCGACUAAUCCAAUGGGAACACAAGAAGGAAUGGGCCCGAGGAAUCCGCGACAUGUACGAAGAAUGCCUCCUCAACAUCAUGACCGAAUACAGCGAGCACCCGCUCCGGCCCCUCACCGAGCUCGAAGCCUUCAUCGGCAACAUCCUCGGGCGAACCGGCGCCCAGACCAAGCACCAGCGCGAGCUCUCCACCAGCCUGAAGGAGCAGUUCGACGUCGACGCCGCCUACUUUGUGAACUGCAUCGUGCGGGAUGGCGCUGAUUACUCGGAUGAGGCCCUGGAGCGCAGUAUGGCCUGUCUUGCUGUGUCGCUGGAAGAUGACGCGCUGGCUGUGGCGAGGGGUAGCAGGGAACGGCUGCAGAGCUUUAAAUACCUCGCGGCGGCGGUGUGUCUGCGCGAGGUUGAGAGGUUGCCGGGAUGAUUCUGUGAUACUCUCUCUUCCUUCCUUGCCUUCUUUCUUUCUUCCUUUGCUUACGAAUUUGCUCCGGUGGUUGAUGAUAUCAUCUCUUGCGUGCUGAAGCAGUAUUUCUCGCUGAUUGAUAUCCAUGGGCUGUAUACAACCCUUACGUUACUUGCCUGCUUGCUUGCUAUGAUAACGAAUUCCCUUUUUAAAUUAUCGCCAUAUUUAGAGAAAACUAUCCGGUGAACAAUCUAUUAUUUGCUAAGCAGAGCAAGGAGCAGUAGUAGAAACAACCGCAGCAAAUCAUUAUGUUACAAGUUUUCUAGCAGCCAGCCAAAUCAUAGCCAUCCAUCGGCCCCCUUCCACGCUUAAAACCCACAAAUCCUCUUUUCACAAAUCCAUCCUCCAAAAGCUUUCUUAC